CAGAGUGCUAGGAUUACAGGAAUGAGCCACCAUGCCCAGCCUUAUUUUACCUUUUAACACCACCCUACCCCCUGGAGCCCUGUUUUUCUCAUCUGUAAAAUGGGUGUUGUUGAUCUUUCACCCUCUAAGACUGUAGGGAGUAGAAAGUCUAUGGUUGUCAAUGUCAAUUUCCUCUGCCUCCCUCAAUUUGACUAUUGGGGAACCCAAGACCCAGAUAGGGCAGUGACUUGUGUCAACCUAAAUAAGGAGAUUCAGCCAAUAUGAUUAAAUAUUGAGUUUGAGUGCAAAGUUUGAGGACUGCUAGUGGGGAGGACACAGACUUCAAAAAGAUUGGGUCAGUACCUUGGAGGGGAGAGGUUUGAGCGGCGUUUACACAGGCAAGGUCUGGAGAAGCUUAAGAGGAGUUCAACUUUUUUCAUACUAGGUUAGCUCAUUGUUGCAGCAAUCUGGUUGAAGGCAGUGUUUCUUUUUUGGGAAGGGUAUAUUUAAUAUUCCGCAUUAAGUACGUAAUAGUCAAGGGGUCUUUUCUCUCAGGUGCCACCUGGUCUGAGCCAGGGACAACAAAAUAAGGCAGGAAGUUAGUUAAUCUAUAACAAAAGGUCAGUAAUUAAAGGGCCAUUCUCCAUGACUGGGUCUCCAAAGUCAAGCUUCCUCAAGGCCUAACAACUUUCAGAAGCCCCAAAUAACAUGGAUUGUCCACUCCCUUUCACACUUGCCUAGGGUCUCACGGCAAGGAACGCCCAGCUCAGGCCAAUCCGGCCGGGCGCAGUGGCCCCCACCCAGGGGCGGGGAGCCAGGUGCACUUCCGCUGGCCCAAGUUACUGGCAGUCGCAGGGCUGCGCAGUGCGAGCCGCCAGCCGCGCAGGGAUGAUAAGUCCGACCUCUGUGCCCCGGUCCCCGCGGCCUGGCCCGCCGACGAUAUCGACGGUUGUGGAGCUGAACGUGGGGGGUGAGUUCUACACCACCACCCUGGGCACCCUGAGAAAACUCCCGGGUUCGAAGCUAGCAGAGAUGUUCUCCAGCUCCGCCAAGGCCUGCACGGAUGCGGAGGGCCGCUUCUUCAUCGAUCGCCCCGGCACCUAUUUCAGACCCAUCCUGGACUACCUGCGCAGCGGGCAGGUGCCCAGGCAGCACAUCCCUGAAGUGUACCGUGAGGCUCAGUUCUACGAGAUCAAGCCUUUGGUCAAGCUCCUGGAGGACACGCCGCAGAUUUUCGGCGAGCAGAUGGCUCGGAAGCAGUUUCUGCUGCGAGUGCCCGGCUACAGCGAGAACCUGGAGCUCAUGGUGCGGCUGGCGCGCGCCGAGGCGGUGGCCGCGCGCAGGUCGAGCGUGCUGGUGUGCGCGGUGCACACCGAGGAGGAGGAUGCGCAGAGUGCCGAGGCCCUGCGUGCCCUAGAGGCUGACAAGAAGUCUGUUGUCAAGUUUGGGCCCUGGAAGGCGGCCCCAGACACAGACGACCUCCUGCACUGCGUGGAGAUGGACAUUAAGGCCCAGGGGUACACGGUAUUCUAUGAGCGCUACCAGUUUGAGAAGGUAUUCCGGGCCAGGCCUUGCCUUUCCUUCUACACUUUUGUCUUCACCUGGUGGUGAUCCCCAAGGGCAGGAACUAUUUGUCAUGGGCUCUUGUGGGGCUUAUGGAAUUAAAAGUUGACAUCAAAAA
This is a messenger RNA of Microcebus murinus (gray mouse lemur), 1660 nucleotides long. RefSeq names its product potassium channel tetramerization domain containing 14 (gene KCTD14). Gene Ontology annotation, biological process: protein homooligomerization. Gene Ontology annotation, molecular function: protein binding. Lineage: Eukaryota; Metazoa; Chordata; Mammalia; Primates; Cheirogaleidae. The record is from RefSeq and is a predicted model, not a curated record. Gene Ontology annotation, cellular component: respiratory chain complex I.